AUGGCCGAGCGGGGCCGCUUCGGCCUCCCCGGCGCGCCCGGCGCGCUCAACACGCCGGUGCCCAUGAACCUGUUCGCCACCUGGGAGGUGGACGGCUCCAGCCCCAACUGCGUGCCCAGGUUGUGCAGCCUGACCCUGAAGAAGCUGGUGGUCCUCCAGGAGCUGGAGAAGGAGCGCAUCUCCGUGGUGAUCGCUGUGAAGAUGCAGGGCUCCAAGCGGGUGCUGCGGUCUCACGAGAUUGUGCUGCCCCCCAGCGGACAAGUGGAGACCGACCUGGCCCUGACCUUCUCCCUGCAGUACCCACACUUCCUGAAGAGAGAGGGCAACAAGCUUCAGGUGCUGCUGCAGCGCAGAAAGCGCUACAAGAACCGUACCAUCCUGGGCUACAAGACGCUGGCCGCUGGCUCCAUCAACAUGGCCGAGGUGAUGCAACUGCCCUCGGAGGGUGGCCAGGUGCUCAGCCUCUGCAGCAGCGUCAAAGAGGCCCUGGGCAAGGUGGCCGAGGUCUGGAUUGUGUCCCUGUGCAGCCAGCCCAUCGACUACGAGGAUAGUGCCAUGCAGGCCGGCCCCAAGGCCAAGUCCACAGACAACUACUCUGAGGAAGAGGAUGACAGCUUUUCCUCGGAGCAGGAAGCCAGUGACGAUGCUGUGCAGGGCCAGGACUUGGAUGAGGAUGACUUCGACGUGGGCAAACCUAAACCGCCGCGGCGGACAGCAGUGAGAACGGCAUCCAUGACCAGGCAGCAGAACUUCAAGCAGAAGGUGGUGGCGCUGCUGCGAAGGUUUAAAGUCUCUGAUGAGGUCCUGGACUCUGAGCAGGACCCCACAGAACAUGUCCCCGAGGGGGAGGAAGACUUGGACCUUCUGUAUGACACACUGGACAUGGAGAACCCCAGCGACAGUGGCCCCGACAUGGAGGAUGAUGACAGUGUCCUUAGCACCCCCAAGCCAAAGCUCAGGCCGUACUUUGAGGGCAUGUCACACUCCAGCUCGCAGACCGAGGUGGGCAGCAUCCACAGUGGCAGGAGUCACAAGGAGCCCCCCAGCCCGGUUGACGUGCCUGAGAAGAGCUGCUCCCCAGGAGGCAAGCAACCCAGUGAAGGUGUCCCUGACCCCACGGCUCUUGGCAUGCCAGACCCUCGGGAGCAGCCGGGGCAGACAGAGCACAGCCCCGAGCCCGAGACGCCAACCCUAGAUGUGUUCACGGAGAAGCUGCCACCCUCCGGGAGGAUCACCAAGACCGAGUCACUCGUCAUCCCCUCCACCAGGUCGGAAGUGAAACACACAGGCCGCCGGGGCAGGAGCACGUCAUUGAAGGAGCGACAGCCAGCACGGCCACAGAGCGAGCGGGCCAACAGCUUGGACAGUGAACGCUGCCCAGACACGCGGAGCCAGCUGCAGGUGCAGCAUCAGAUCCCCAGGAAGACUGUGUAUGACCAGCUGAACCAUAUUCUAGUAUCUGACGACCAGCUCCCGGAGAACAUCAUCCUGGUCAACACCUCCGACUGGCAGGGGCAGUUCCUGUCGGACGUGCUGCGGAGGCACACGCUGCCCGUGGUGUGCACCUGUUCUGCCGCAGACGUGCAGGCUGCCUUCAGCACCAUCGUCUCGCGGAUCCAGCGAUACUGCAACUGCAACUCACAGCCCCCGACGCCUGUCAAGAUUGCAGUGGCGGGCGCGCAGCACUACCUCAGCGCUGUCCUGCGACUCUUCGUGGAACAGCUGACCCAUAAGACGCCCGACUGGCUGGGCUACAUGCGUUUUCUGGUCAUCCCCCUGGGCUCCCACCCUGUGGCCAGGUACCUAGGCUCUGUUGACCACCGCUACAACAACUUCUUCCAGGACCUGGCCUGGAGGGACCUGUUCAGCAAGCUGGAGGCCCAGGGUGCUGUGCAGGACACUCCAGACAUCGUGUCGCGCAUUACGCAGUACAUCUCUGGGGCCAACUGCGCCCACCAGCUGCCCAUCGCGGAGGCCAUGCUGACCUACAAGCAGAAGAGGAAAAAGCACUUUCAUUUUGACUUUGCCCUGAGCCCAGAUGAAGAGUCCUCUCAAAAGUUCAUUCCCUUUGUUGGGGUCGUGAAGGUUGGCAUAGUAGAGCCGUCCUCCGCCACCUCAGGCGACUCAGAUGAUGCAGCCCCCUCGGGCUCCGGCGUCCUGUCCUCAACCCCGCCGUCCACCUCUCCUGCUGCCAAGGAAGCCUCCCCAACACCCCCCUCCUCUCCGUCGGUGAGCGGGGGCCUGUCAUCUUCCAGCCAGGGCCUCGGCGCCGAGCUGAUGGGGCUGCAGGUGGACUACUGGACAGCAGCCCAGCCCGCAGACAGGAAGAGAGACGCUAAGGACCUGCCUUCCGCCAAAAGCACGCUCAAGUGCACCUUCCGGUCCCUGCAGGUCAGCAGGCUGCCCAGCAGCGGGGAGGCCGCAGCCACGCCCACUAUGUCCAUGACUGUGGUCACCAAGGAGAAGAACAAGAAGGUGAUGUUCUUGCCUAAGAAGACAAAGGACAAAGACUUGGAGUCCAAGAGCCAGUGCAUUGAGGGCAUCAGCCGGCUCAUUUGCACAGCCAAGCACCAGCAGAAUAUGCUGCGGGUGCUCAUCGACGGCGUAGAGUGCACCGAUGUCAAGUUUUUCCAGCUGGCUGCCCAGUGGUCCUCCCACGUGAAGCACUUCCCCAUCUGCAUCUUUGGACACUCCAAGGCCCCCUUCUAGCCCCACCCACCUGCUAGCCCCACCCCGGAAGCCCAGACAGACCCCUGGGGUUGUCCUCAGUCAGCCAGGCAGGGGAGGCAUGCUCUGGCCUUCCACAAGAGCUGAGCCUAUGUCCGCUUUUUUAGCCUAGGACAGAUGAGGCUCCUGGGCCAGAGGCGAGGUCAAGGGUGUGGCCGCUGCAAUUCCCAAUAAAUUCAGCUAGGCGGUGCAGGUCCUGCAGGAACUGCAGUUUCUAAUGCUUUUGGACACCUGCUCUAACGUGGCUGCCAAACACGCUGACCGUGGGGUACCCGUGGUCUGGACCAUACUUUCCCCCAGGAGCUCCCCGCCCCUACCGCCUUCCGGCCAUCCCCAGCCUGCCGCACUUGGACACGCUGCACCAGGCAAGUCCCAGAAUCCAACCUGGGGAGCAGUGAGGAGCCAGCUGUGCCCACUGGCGCCUACCCUCACUCCCUCCAGCAGGGACCCUCCAGGGCCAGCCAUGGACUCUUGAGUGGGUUUGGGCCCAUGACCAGGGGUGUGUGUGUGUGCAUGCGUGCGUGUGUGCACAGGACACAUGGGCUGCAACUGCAGGUACAGCUAGGGCAGUGCGGACAGAGCCUCCAGGCUGCUUGGGGCAGAGCUGGGACCCCCUCUGCCUUCCCACAUAGCACUCAAACUGUUCCCAUCUCUCACACAUACCUCCUGGAUCUCGUCCCCACAAGCCCACCUCCCACCGUGGGGGCUGGGGUCGGAAGACAGCAGUGCAGGCCCCACCCUCCCUGGCACCUACUAGCUGGCUCUUCUGCAUUGCGAGUGCUGGCUGCCUGGGACAGUCGUGACCUGGCAAGGCCCCUGAGCAGAGCCCCUUCCUCAGUUAACAAAAUGCCCUCCACGACCUGAGACCAGCAAGCUGGGUGCUCCCUGGAGGAUUGAGGUAUAGGCAGUGGACACUGGGCCCCCAUCCCUUGCUUCUGCACUGUUCUGGGGAAUCAGGUCACAGAAGGAGCACAUUGGGAACCCUGUGCUGGUCCCCCGAGCUGGACUGCCCACAGCACUCUGCCUACCUCACGCGGCAGCUGUGAGCCAACAGGGUGACUGACAGAACCGGGUGCAAGUGAGGAAGUUGCCAGGGCUUAGCCACCACUGCUACCUGCCACACCUCCCUCUCCCCCAGCCACUGGGCCUGUCCAGCUUCAUCUGUGUUGGUCCCCUUGCCACUGGGCCUCCGAGCCAGGCUCCUGGGUGAGCUCUCACUGCCCAGUAGCCAGCAGUGACCCCUGACCUUGGCCAGGCUUCCCUGAGCCCAGACCUGCAGGCCUGAUGUGCACCCUGGUGUCUGGGGUGUGAGUGUGGCUAGCGUGUGUGUGUGUGUGUGUGUGUUUUAAUGGAAUACAGGAUUAAUGUAAAUAGUUUUGGGGGAACAGACUAAUCUGUUAUGAAUGUGACCACAUGGACUACUUUACGGUGCUGACGCUACACUAAUAAACCCGGUGGGGCACUCCCGGAA
Messenger RNA from Ochotona curzoniae (black-lipped pika), 4198 nucleotides. It is a transcript of the gene PACS2, whose product is annotated as phosphofurin acidic cluster sorting protein 2. NCBI's taxonomy places the organism in Eukaryota, Metazoa, Chordata, Mammalia, Lagomorpha, Ochotonidae. The transcript is spliced from 25 exons. Gene Ontology annotation, molecular function: transmembrane transporter binding. Gene Ontology annotation, biological process: protein localization to plasma membrane. The record is from RefSeq and is a predicted model, not a curated record. Bases 1 to 2709 code for a protein of 902 amino acids.